ACACCUUCCUUGUGCCCCCAUUGCCCCCUGCAUCGUGUUCCUGCAGAAGCUGGAGGCGUGGUGGAUGCCGGCUCCCACCAUGGUUCGGUGGCUUGUCAUUAGCAACUCGCACGUGCUCAAGACAGCCCUUCGACUCAAGUACCCUGACAAGGUGUGUGCUCCUCUCCCUCUUUCGAGUCAAGCCGAAGGUUUCAGGUGA
This is a messenger RNA of Closterium sp. NIES-65, 199 nucleotides long. Lineage: Eukaryota; Viridiplantae; Streptophyta; Zygnematophyceae; Desmidiales; Closteriaceae. The record is from the annotation of a GenBank genome assembly.